Messenger RNA from Yamadazyma jaroonii, 3168 nucleotides. The record is from the annotation of a GenBank genome assembly. NCBI's taxonomy places the organism in Eukaryota, Fungi, Ascomycota, Pichiomycetes, Serinales, Debaryomycetaceae.
AUGACAAGUACGAAAUUAAAAUUUGAAAAGGAAUCUUUAAAUGAUAGGAAGAAGAGAUUUAUCUUAUCAACAGAUCCUGCAACGGCAAAAAAGAAAGAUGUAGAUGAUUCUACUAAAAGAUUCCGUUAUUUAUUAGGAUAUUCUCAUUUAUUCCGUCAUUUCAUUGAUUUAAAUGCUUCAAAAGAUAAGAAUUUCAAACAAUUAAUUCAAUCAGUUGAUAAAGAACAUUCAUUUACUGAUAAUAAGAAAUCAAAGAAAAAGAAUACUAGAAGAAGAAAAACUGAAAAAGAAGAAGAUGCUGAAUUAUUAAUGGAAGAAGAACAUAUCGGAGAUGAAGAUUCUACAACAACGGUAUUAACGGAAUCUCCAAGUUAUGUCCAAGAAGGUAAAUUAAGAGAAUAUCAAGUUGAUGGACUUAAUUGGUUGAUUUCUUUAUAUGAAAAUAGAUUAAGUGGAAUUUUAGCUGAUGAAAUGGGUCUUGGUAAAACUUUACAAACGAUAUCAUUUUUAGGUUAUUUAAGAUAUAUUAAACAAAUCGAUGGUCCAUUCAUUGUUAUCGUGCCUAAAUCAACUUUAGAUAAUUGGAGAAGAGAAUUCGCUAAAUGGACUCCUGACGUUGAUGUGGUAGUUUUACAAGGAAAUAAAGAUGAAAGAAAUGAAAUAAUUCAAGAUAGAAUAUUAUCAGCAAAAUUCGAUGUUUUAAUUACAUCUUUUGAAAUGAUUAUAAGAGAGAAAUCUCAAUUGAAAAAAGUUAAAUGGGAAUAUAUCAUAGUUGAUGAAGCUCAUAGAAUUAAGAAUGAAGACAGUUCGUUAUCACAAAUCAUUAGAUUGUUUUAUUCUCGUAAUAGAUUAUUAAUUACUGGAACUCCUUUACAAAAUAAUUUACAUGAAUUAUGGGCAUUAUUAAAUUUCCUUUUACCUGAUGUUUUUGGAGAUUCUGAAAUGUUUGAUGAAUGGUUUGAUAGUAAUAAUACUAAUGAGGAUGAUGAUGAUGAAACAAAAGAAAGGAAACAAAAUGAAGUGGUGGCUCAACUACAUCAAAUUUUAAGUCCUUUCAUUCUAAGAAGAGUGAAAGCUGAUGUGGAAAAAUCUUUAUUACCUAAGAUAGAAACCAAUUUAUAUAUCAAAAUGUCCAAUAUGCAAAGUGAAUGGUAUAGAAGAUUAUUGGAAAAAGAUAUUGAUGCUGUUAAUGGAGCUAUAGGUAAAAGAGAAGGUAAAACAAGAUUAUUAAAUAUCGUUAUGCAAUUAAGAAAAUGUUGUAAUCAUCCAUAUCUUUUCGAUGGUGCUGAGCCUGGUCCACCUUAUACUAAUGAUGAACAUUUGGUUUAUAAUUCAGGUAAAAUGAUUGUUUUAGAUAAAUUAUUGAAAAAAUUCAAAGCUGAAGGAUCAAGAGUUUUAAUAUUCUCUCAAAUGUCAAGAGUUUUGGAUAUAAUGGAAGAUUAUUGUUAUUUAAGAGAUUACACUUAUUGUAGGAUUGAUGGUUCUACUUCUCAUGAAGAUAGAGUUGAAGCUAUUGAUGAUUAUAAUGCACCUGAUUCAGAAAAAUUCUUAUUUUUAUUAACCACUAGAGCUGGUGGUUUAGGUAUUAAUUUAACAACUGCUGAUAUAGUUAUUUUAUUUGAUAGUGAUUGGAAUCCUCAAGCUGAUUUACAAGCUAUGGAUAGAGCUCAUAGAAUUGGUCAAAAGAAACAAGUUAAAGUCUAUAGAUUUGUAACUGAAAAUGCUAUUGAGGAGAAAGUUUUAGAAAGAGCUGCACAAAAAUUAAGAUUAGAUCAAUUAGUCAUUCAAAUGGGAAGACAACAAUUACAAAAUAAUACCGUAGGGAAUUCAAAAGAUGAUUUAUUGGGAAUGAUUCAACAUGGAGCCAAGGAUGUUUUUGAUAGUAAAUCCACAGGUAAUGAAAAGAAUCAAAAUUUAUUGGAUGAGGAUAUUGAAGAAAUUUUGGCAAAAGGAGCUGAAAAGACAGCUAAUUUGAAUUCCAAGUUCAACAAAUUAGGUUUAGAUGAUAUUCAAAAUUUUACCUUCCAAGCAUCAAAUUAUGAAUGGAAUGGUGAAAAUUUUGCUAAGAAAGAAGAAAAUGGUUUAGGUGUUGGCUGGAUAAAUCCUUCUAAAAGAGAAAGGAAAGAACAGAAUUAUAUGGUGGAUAAUUAUUAUAGAACAGCUUUCAAAACGUCAAAUGUUGAUGGUAAUUAUAUACCUAGUGGUAGACCUAAAGCUCCUAAGAUCUAUAAUGUAAUGGAUUUCCAGUUCUUCCCUGACCAAUUGGUGGACUUACUCGAAAGGGAACAAUUACAGCAUAAGAAGGAAACUGGUUUUAAGUAUACCUUGAAAGAUUUCGGUGAUAGUGAUGAAGAAUUUCUUGCUGAUGAAUUCAAAAAUGAUUUAUCUAGAGAAGAGAGGAAAGCCAUUGCUCAAAAGAAACUUAAAGAAGCUGUUCCUUUAUCUGAAGAAGAAGUUCAAUUGAAAGAUGAGUUAUUAGCAAAAUCUUUCCAUAAUUGGACAAAGCGUGACUUUACCAAUUUUAUCAAAGCUACUGCCAAAUUCGGAAGAGAAUCUUAUGAUAAAUUGUCAGAAGAAAUCGGUACCAAAACUCCAGAAGAAGUUGAAAAGUAUCUGAAAGCAUUCUGGACUAAUUAUAAAUCCAUUAAGGGAUAUGAAAAGUUCAUUUCACAAAUUGAAAAAAUGGAGAAACAAGUGAAUAAAUUAAAAUCACAAAAUGAUCUUUUGAAUUCUCGUAUGGGAAGUUUACCUGAUCCUUUGAAUGAUUUUGUUAUUCAUUAUCCUCCUAAUAAUGCUAAGAGAUUAUAUUCAAAAUUGGAAGAUAGAUUCAUCUUAUUCUGUGUAUACAAACAUGGAAUUUUCGCCGAAAACUUAUCGGAAAAGAUCAAAGAAGAAGUAAUGAAAAGUGACUUGUUCCGUUUCGAUUGGUAUAUCUUAUCAAGAACUGCUAAUGAAUUAGGUAAAAGGGUUACCACUUUAUUACUGGCCCUUUCCAAGGAAGAAGAAAAGAAGAAGAAAACAUUUAAUAUUGGAUCCAAUAGUAGCACCAGAGCUGGAUCCGUCGAACCUUCAACUCAAAACGAGUCCCCAGGUAUAAGUGAUGCAUAUGGUAAAAGAUUGGCGGAGGACGAUGGUUUGAAGAAGAAGAAAAAGAAGAUUAUAGCAUAA